Molecule: messenger RNA, 1569 nt
Organism: Quercus robur (English oak)
Lineage: Eukaryota; Viridiplantae; Streptophyta; Magnoliopsida; Fagales; Fagaceae
Exons: 1
Coding region: 1-1569 (522 amino acids)
Molecular function (GO): zinc ion binding
Source: RefSeq, a predicted model, not a curated record
AUGGAUUCAAAGUUCAUCUCCAUUGCACUUGAGAAGUAUGUACGGGAAGACCUAACCCGAAAGGUAAGGGACUUGCGUAGUAUGUUGCAUGCAAGGCAUGGGCAUGAUGUAACUAUGUACAAGGUUUGGGAAGCCAAACAGAAGGCAGUUGCACGUAUUUACGGGGAUUUUGACGAGUCGUACGCAGAAUUGCCACGAUUUCUAGCUGCAUUGUCUGAUGCAGAUCCGGAUACUGUGACCACAUUAAAGUGUGACCCCAAUGUCCCGGGGACUUGUAUAUUCAACUCCGCGUUUUGGGCUUUCGGUCCGUGUAUUAGAGGGUUUAGGCAUUGCAGGCCGGUGAUAAGCAUAGAUGCAACGCACCUUUAUGGCAAGUACAAAGGAAAGUUGUUGAUAGCAAUGGCAACAGAUGGUAACAACGAGGUUUAUCCACUCGCAUUUGCCGUUGUCGAAAGCGAGAGCACGGAGACAUGGGGAUGGUUCUUGGCAUGCCUGUUGACCUAUGUUACAGACCGCACCAAUUUGUGUAUAAUAUCCGACAGGCAUCGUGGGAUACAAUCAUGCUUCGAUGACACCACUAGGGGCUACUUGCAACCGCCCUUAACCCAUCACCGGCAUUGCCUCCGCCAUUUAGUAAGCAAUGUUAACACUAACUUCAAUAGUGUGCCGUUGAAGAACUUGGUAUGGAACGCAGCAACUGCGAAUCAAGUUAGGAAAUUUGAGAACACCAUGGAUUGCAUCAAGAAUGUCAACCCGGCUGCGUACGACUAUCUUAAGGAGGUAAAUCAAGAAAAGUGGACACUUGUACAUGACCAUGGGCACCGAUAUGGGGCAAUGACAACCAACCUGUCAGAGUGCUUCAAUGGGGUACUUAAGGGCGCACGUAGCUUGCCCAUAACUGCAAUGGUGAAGUUUACAUUUUACAAGGUGAACUCAUACUUUGACGAACGUCGAAACAAAACCCUAGAGAAGUUGGAAGAGGGGCAAGUGUGGUGCAAAUAUGCCUAUGACAAGUUCGAGGAAAAUCAAGAGAAGGCGAAGCUCCAUAUUGUUAGAAGGAUGAGUGCGCAACAACGGUUAUAUACAGUGGAGACACAGUCUUCACUGUUGAACACUGGCGGGGGAGAUCACACCCAUAGGGUUUCCCUCAUAGACAUGACAUGCACGUGCGGCAAAUGGGAAGCAAACAAGAUCCCUUGUUCCCACUUGAUAGCAGUUUGUGCCAAACACAACCAUGAUGCCACUGAGUAUAUGGAUCAUUUCUACCGCCUUGAAGAACGGUAUCACAGCUAUGAGCCUAUAUUCCAACCACUAAAAGAUAGGUUAGAAUGGCCGGAGCCAGCAGAAAGGAGAACCGUGAUGCCAAACCAGCGGUUGAUCCGUGAAAAAGGUCGGCCCAAGUCCACGAGAAUCCGCAAUGAGAUGGAUGACGAGGAUAGGGAGUUGCCAACCUCAUUGUGGAUUGAGAAUGGACCAAAGUUGAAGUGUGGGUUGUGUCGCCAAGAGGGUUAUAACCGUCGUACAUGUCCAACUCGAAAUGUGGCUUCAACAAGCCAUGGUGCUAUGUAG